AACUUGAUAUAAUUUCAAAAUAUGCCAGCCUUAACUAUUGUUAUUCAUUUUAGGCUAGUCCUCUUCACAUCAGAAAAGUAAAUAGAAGUAUAUGAGCACACAACCAAAUAAUUGACGUAUGUUACACAGGCUCUGAUGACAUCGGACAUCAUGUAAAGAAGGUUGUUAAAUUCAACCCACACUUCUAAAUGACUAUUGAAAAAUAGCAACUGUAAAAGAUCUUAAAAUGGAUACAAUACAGAGAAAAUCUGGCUUUGUCCCAGGACAUCAUGAAUGUGAGAUCUGCUAUGGAGGUGAAGCUGACUUACACAAGCAUUAUACCGGCUGUAAGAAGAAUCCAGGUCAUGUCAACUUUAUACCUAUUAAUGAUUUUAACUUGGAUCAUCUCCCCUCACGUUGGCGUGACGUCAUCAUGUUGGAGGUAAUCAAAGCUUUGUCUGCCAUAACGGUCCUGAUAAAGGUCAAGUACACCAGUCUAGAGAGACCAAAGUCUGUUCCAUGCUUCAGUGGUCAGUAUCCAUUUUAUAACAUCAGAGGAAGUGACGUGUUGAGGACAGGGACGGGGAGGGUGUGGCUUGUGUUCAAGUACACAGAGAGUGACAACAAGGGCACUUGUCCAUGUGGCAAGUGUCAACACUCGGACACACCCAGCAAAGUGUGGGGGAAGGUUUAUGUGAGGACAGCCACACACGUGGUGUUUGAUGAGAGUGAGGCGAGACAGACCAGGUGUGUUGUAGGUUUUGAUGACAAUAAAAGUCCUGGGGUCAGUCUUGAUGGCUGGGGGGUGGAGAAGGCAGACACUGAGGGAGACUGGUGUGAGUUUACAUGUGUGUCAUGUGACUUAGAGUUGGUUGAUGAACUGGACAAGAUGUGUCGGCAAUUUAAGGAUCUAUGUGUGAAAGUAAGGGACAAAUACGAGUGGUUUGCUGAUGUGGACAAGUUGACCGUUAUAGUGUCACAUCCUCAUGGCUGUCCUAAACAGGUCUCUGUAGGACAAUGGACACGCGAACAUUGGAGGGGACUUUCGUACAAGUACACGUACACAACAUGUACAUGUCCUGGCUCCAGUGGAGCACUUGUCUACAGGCCGGAAUAUGGCGGUAGGUCACAUCCCCACAGUGGAUCAAACUCUGUAGGAAAUUAUAGUGGGGAGAAUGUGUUCUCUUGA
Messenger RNA from Physella acuta, 1168 nucleotides. RefSeq lists its product as uncharacterized. Lineage: Eukaryota; Metazoa; Mollusca; Gastropoda; Physidae. The record is from RefSeq and is a predicted model, not a curated record.